Messenger RNA from Cordyceps militaris CM01, 330 nucleotides. RefSeq lists its product as uncharacterized. The record is from RefSeq and is a predicted model, not a curated record. The transcript has 3 exons. Lineage: Eukaryota; Fungi; Ascomycota; Sordariomycetes; Hypocreales; Cordycipitaceae. The coding region runs from base 1 to 330 and encodes 109 amino acids.
AUGAACGGGGACAGUAUGCUCUUGUCCUCGCUCGCCUCCGCUCAGGCCACCGGCAUCUACGCGCCCAGCACCGCGCCGGGAGAGACGGCGGGCAUCGCCACGCCACCCACCAAUGACGACGACGCCGGUGCCGCGGACAGCCCGGGCGAAGAGCCGGUGCCGCCGGCCGACGAUCAACCAGAGGCGGGCAAACGCAGCCCGUCCACCGACCAACAACAGGCCGCGGAAGCGCCGCCGCCGCCGGACCAACAAGACGCUGCGGAUACUGGCCGCACGGUGCUGGAAAUACGGGUGAAGCGCGAGGAGACGGAGUCAGAGGAACGCGGAUAG